AUGACCACCGGUAAUGCUCCAAAGACCACCGGAAAUGGACCACAGACCGCUGGAAAUGCUCAAAAGACUAUUGGAAAUGAACCAAAGACCACUGACAACGGAAAUGCUCCAAAGACCACCGGAAAUGGACCACAGACCACUGGAAAUGGACCACAACCCACUGGAAAUGUUCCAAAGACCACUGGUAAUGCACCAAAGACCAUCGGAAAUGGACCACAGACCACUGGCAAUGCUCCAAAGACCAUGGUAAUGCUCCAAAGACCACCGGAAAUGUACAAAAAAAAUACCGGAAAUGUACCACAGACCACUGGAGGAGCACCAAAGACUACUGGUAAUGCACCAAAGACUACUGGUAAUGCACAAAGACUACUGGUAAUGCACCAAAGACCACCA
Molecule: messenger RNA, 393 nt
Organism: Dentiscutata erythropus
Lineage: Eukaryota; Fungi; Glomeromycota; Glomeromycetes; Diversisporales; Gigasporaceae
Source: the annotation of a GenBank genome assembly